CAGAAAUUAAUGGCCAUGAGUUCGUAUAUGGUGAACUCUAAGUAUGUGGAUCCCAAAUUUCCUCCUUGCGAGGAAUAUUUGCAGAAUAGCUACUUAGGCGAGCAGGGGGCCGAGUACUACAGUGCCUCGCAGGGCGCUGAUUUCCAGCACCAGGGACUCUACCCACGGUCAAACUACAGCGAGCAGCCCUUUAGCUGUAGCAAUGCCCAGGGCUCUGCCGGGCAGCCGCGGGGUCACGGACAGGAGCAAUCCGGCCCGGCGAGCCACUUCCCCGGCCCAGCAGAGCAUUGUCCACCGCCUCCAAUGUCCAACUCGCGAGCCUGCAGCCAGCAGCCGGCCCUCAAACCCCCAAACGGCUCCGCAGUUAAGCAGCCGGCAGUAGUUUAUCCCUGGAUGAAGAAAGUCCAUGUUAACUCGGUGAAUCCCAAUUACAACGGAGGGGAACCUAAACGCUCCCGCACAGCUUACACCAGACAGCAAGUCCUAGAACUGGAAAAAGAAUUUCAUUUUAACAGGUACCUGACCAGGCGCCGCCGUAUCGAGAUAGCCCACACUUUGUGUCUCUCUGAGCGCCAGAUCAAGAUCUGGUUUCAGAACAGAAGAAUGAAGUGGAAAAAAGAUCACAAACUGCCCAACACGAAGGGCAGAUCUUCUUCCUCUGGUUCAAACCCCCAUUUACAAACUGGUUCCAAGGACCAUCAGACUGACUUGACAACUUUGUAG
Molecule: messenger RNA, 723 nt
Organism: Agelaius phoeniceus (red-winged blackbird)
Lineage: Eukaryota; Metazoa; Chordata; Aves; Passeriformes; Icteridae
Gene: HOXD4
Product: homeobox D4
Biological process (GO): positive regulation of transcription by RNA polymerase II; anterior/posterior pattern specification; embryonic skeletal system morphogenesis
Cellular component (GO): nucleus; nucleoplasm
Molecular function (GO): DNA-binding transcription factor activity, RNA polymerase II-specific; RNA polymerase II cis-regulatory region sequence-specific DNA binding
Source: RefSeq, a predicted model, not a curated record